UCUUGGAAAAGAAUGGAUUCUCUUGGGACAAAUGGAAAGGGGGAGGAGAGAAAGAAAGAGAGAGAGAUAGAGAGAGAAGGAAUGAGAGGGGAGGGCUGGUAACUACAUCUGGAACUUAUUGGGAACAAGGCAGAGAGAGAAAGAGAAACAACUGAGAGAAGAAUAAAAUAUCAACAGCUGGAAAUGAGGAGACUGUAACAAAGAGAAGAUCAGUUCCUUCGGCCAUGGAAAAAGUGUUCUCAGAUUUAGACUACGAGGAAAAGACUUCUGAAGCAAGGAGGACUUUUUGAAGACGAAUAGAAGGAACCUGAGAGAAGAAUCAACUAAUCAAGCAAAAUCCAGCCAGUGAGGAGUUUGGCAUCCCUCAGCAAGAAGCAGCAAUUCUACAAAACAGAACUCAUCUCCUCUCCUGUGGGCUGAAAAGGGAGCAGCAACAAAAGGAAUCCAGAGAAGUCAGGGCAAUCAGAGAAAAACAAAACUUAAAAAAGAAAACAACAACAAAACGUGGAGGAAUCGUGAGUUUGGCACAAACUUGCUGCCAUCACUUUGAACCACAGGAGAACAAAAUUCCUGAAAAGUUUCAGACUUGUCCUGCACUCCACCCACCAGCAGGAUGGCCGUGUCACGGGGUUGCCUGUGUUGUGUGAAGUACCUCAUGUUCGUCUUCAACCUCAUCUUCUGGCUGGGUGGGUGUGGCCUGUUCGGUGUUGGGGUGUGGCUUUCCUUCACCCAGUCACAGUUCUCCUCCCUCCCGCUGUCCUUUCCUUCACUUUCGGCUGCCAACCUGCUGCUGGUGGCUGGCGGCGUUACCAUGGUGACGGGGUUUCUGGGGUGCCUAGGGGCCCUGAAGGAGCAGCGCUGUCUGCUGAUGACGUUUUUCGUGAUCCUCCUGCUCCUGUUCCUCACUGAAGUGACUCUGAUUCUGAUUCUGAGCAUCUACCACAAAGAGCUGGACGAGAAAGCUAAGGAUGAUUUGAUAAAGGGGAUGAAGGACUAUAACAAAAACACUGACCUGAAGAACUCCUGGGACAACAUGCAGAGAAUUUUUAAGUGCUGUGGUGUUAGUAACCACACUGACUGGCACAACAGCACUGGAACAGGUCAGCUCCCUACAUCCUGCUGCAGACCCGGCACUGACCCCUGCCACAGAUGGGAAGAGCCGUGCUACGAGAAGGCCAAGAACUUCCUCCUCAGCAACAUUACAUCAGUGCUGGUGUUUGGGGUCUGCCUCGGCAUUGUCCAGAUCCUGGCCCUGGCUUUCUCCAUGCUGAUGUACUGCCAAAUCCUGCGUGCGGAAAAAUACAUGGACUGACCUGGCGCGUGGCCCAGCGCUGUCUGGGAUCUGGUGUAUAGCCGAGAGAAUGCAUAACAAUUAGGAGUGAAUUUUACUCUUUUAGGACUUUACUGGACUUCAGCUUCAUAACUCAGAACGGAUACAGUGCUUUGCAUCAGUAAAGACACACUGUCCCAGCUGGAUAUUCUUACCUGCAGGAAACUUUGACUCUUAAAAUUGGAUUCCAUGUUGGUUGAGAAACAGUGAGAUACAGACGGGUGACAAAUUAAAGGAAAAACCUUAAGCUAUUGACAUCCCAUCAUGCUCUGUGGUAUGUAUACAAAUGCUGAGCAGGCCUCAAAAUUGUUUGCAGAGGAAAGGAUCUCAGUGACUUUGAAAAAAGGGCUCAUUAUUAGGCAGGAUGCUUCAGUCUCAAAGACUGCACCACUGUUUUAACAGGAAUACUGGCUGUGUUUACAUGCAAAGAUUUUUGCCAAUCCGAUUGAAUACAUUCCAAUUAUAGAUUAAGACUGAGGGGUUUUUAUGCUCACUCUACUCAACAGUCUGAUGGAAAAUCUCCGUUUACAUCACACUACAAGUAAUCCAACCCCAAAUUACGCGCGUGUGUAGAGUACUGUAGCUGUUACCAUGACAGCCAGCAUCACGUGAGUCCAGUCAGAGUGAGACGAGCAGCAGUGAGCAGUGCUUGUGUUUGUAAUUACUUUAAAAUGAUGUCAGACUCAGAAAAACGUCCUUCACAUUUCCUUAUUAAAGAAGGCCGAGAGGAAGACGUCGUGUUCUGAGACACAUAAGCUGGACGUCCGUCCCACCGCCGUCUUUUAAAGAUCAGAACAUAAACUUCGUCUUUUCUGCCGACCAGUUUCUGCUCCGCCAUGUUGAACGUUAUAAACUGUCACUAUGACGUGACGCACAUGAUCAGAACGUACCUAAACUUUCCGAUAGGGAAUGUAAUCAGAUACAGACGUUUACACGGCUAUUAUUCUUCUAUUUAACAGAUUAUUUACAGGAUUACCCACCUCUUUCAACCGGAUAGAAACUGUAUUACGGAAAGCCUCAAUCAGACUAGACUAUUCCGAUUGAGGUGUUUACAUGGACGUAUUCUAUUCCGAUUGAACUAUUAGUCGGAUUAUUAAUGGAUUAUUAGGUUGCAUGUAAACGUGGCUAGUCACUAAAGUGUCCUCUGCAUUUAGAUCUGUGGGAAAGACUUCAGCAAACAGUGCUGGUCACCAUCAUGUAUUCAAUGAGUGUUAGAGCGAUGCAGCGACUGUUCCUCAGGUGACUGAGACUGUCAACACAGGAAGGAAGAGAUGAGACUGCCUGAACAGUCUACUACUACAUAAAGAGGGAUAUUAUAGUUAGGCUGCAGUGCAUAAACCCCUCAUUACAAAGGCUAAUGACCAUCUGAGAGGUCAAUGGUGCAUAGGCUGGUCUACAGAAAUGUGGACGAGUCUUUCCCCUCUAUAUUCUUCACAAGUGAGCGAGUGCAUGUGCAGCGUACACCAAGAGAAAAGUACAGGCCUGAAAGCUUGACCGCUAUAGUGAGGGGGUACGGUAGCUCUGUUAUGCUGCGAGGGAAUUUGUUGGCAAGGUUUGGGGCCUUUGUCUGUCUAAAGGGAAAGGUCACUACAAAUCAGUAUCAGAAGUUAUUCUGACUGAUCAUCUUUAUCCGUUAGCCUCGUCCAGGAUGACCAUGCCCCCACUGACAGGACAUGAGGGGUCUCUGAAUGGUUUGAUGGGUAUGACAAUUAUGUAAAUCAAAACACCAACUGACAAACUGACGGGAAUCUCUUUCGGAAGGUGUUCCAUCCCCUCAGUACAGUUCUAGACUUGUAGAAUCUACGCCAGGGAACACUUAAGAUGUCCUGGUGGCUCAUGGUGGCCCAACACCUUACAGAGACACUUUACGUUGGUUUUUCCUUUAAUUUGUCACCUGUCUGUAUACAUAUACAUCCUUGCUGUUAGAACAAAACCUCCAAAAUAUGUGUAACUUUUCAGGAGAGGGCAAAAACAUUCAGCUUUUAAUGGAAGUUAAUGUAAAAAGAAUUUGUUCCAAAUUAUUUUGGGGCAUUUCUAUUAUUCCAUCAGUCUAUAUAAUGUGCUGUUUGCUUCUCUUAAGGUGGAUAAAAACUAAUAAUCGUAACAGAUUAGAUGGCCACUGCACAAAACACAGUCAGCCAUAUGAUUUACAUAAGACUUAUGAAGAGUUUUCUGUUGAUUUGAUAUUUGUUAUGUCAGUUAGUCUAUUAAACUAGUAAACUAUGGUUUAAUUCUUCA
Colossoma macropomum (tambaqui) is the source of this 3568-nucleotide messenger RNA. RefSeq names its product tetraspanin 4b (gene tspan4b). The transcript has 8 exons. The record is from RefSeq and is a predicted model, not a curated record. Gene Ontology annotation, cellular component: membrane. The coding region runs from base 614 to 1312 and encodes 232 amino acids. NCBI's taxonomy places the organism in Eukaryota, Metazoa, Chordata, Actinopteri, Characiformes, Serrasalmidae.